This is a messenger RNA of Pygocentrus nattereri (red-bellied piranha), 2173 nucleotides long. RefSeq names its product forkhead box D1 (gene foxd1). NCBI's taxonomy places the organism in Eukaryota, Metazoa, Chordata, Actinopteri, Characiformes, Serrasalmidae. The transcript has a single exon. The record is from RefSeq and is a predicted model, not a curated record. Gene Ontology annotation, molecular function: RNA polymerase II cis-regulatory region sequence-specific DNA binding; DNA-binding transcription factor activity, RNA polymerase II-specific. Bases 387 to 1508 code for a protein of 373 amino acids. Gene Ontology annotation, biological process: cell differentiation; regulation of transcription by RNA polymerase II; anatomical structure morphogenesis.
GAGCGGCUUUUCUCCCCGGUGUUAUUUUUCUCCCCCUCUUCAGCGCGAUGGUGACGCUUGAUCGUCACGUGACGAGCGGCCCCGUAUAAAGUCCCCGGUGAGGUCCGCCCUCUUUGGACUCCCGCUCGGACCUGUCGGAGGCUUUCUGUGCUCGGAGAUCGGCGCGGGGACGCAGCGCCGUCCGUUCUGCCGUUCGGCGCUCCAUUUGAAGUCUAUGGCUGCGGUGACCCGUGGGAGCGCCCCGUCGCCUCUUCCUCUUCCUCCUCCUCCUCCUCCUCCUCCUCUUCAUCCUCCUUGUCGUAUGAGCGCUCCUCCCCCCGCAGGUGAGCCGUGAUCGUCGCGGGCUGGGAGCGCGCGCCCGCCCGCAGCCCCGCAGUCCCGGGGCCAUGACUCUGAGCUCCGGCAUGUCGGAGGCGUCCGCGCUCUCGGAGGACACGGACAUCGACGUGGUGGGCGAGGGCGAUGAGUGCGAGGGGCGCGCGCGCGCCUACGCCAGCGAGGUGGCGCGCAUGCGCGCCGGCAGCGGCGGGGACGACGACGACGAGCACGCGCUGCUUACCGGCUCGCCGCCGUGCGCGGACAUCUCGGCGGCGUCCGUGGCGUCAGCCUCAUCGGCGUGCCGACCGACGGGCAAGAGCGCGCUGGUCAAGCCGCCCUACUCGUACAUCGCGCUCAUCACUAUGGCCAUCCUGCAGAGCCCCAAGAAGAGGCUCACGCUCAGCGAGAUCUGCGACUUCAUCAGCGGCCGCUUCCCGUACUACCGCGAGAAGUUCCCCGCGUGGCAGAACUCCAUCCGCCACAACCUGUCGCUUAACGACUGCUUCGUGAAGAUCCCGCGCGAACCGGGCAACCCGGGCAAGGGCAACUACUGGACGCUGGACCCGGAGUCGGCCGACAUGUUCGACAACGGCAGCUUCCUGCGGCGACGCAAGCGCUUUAAACGGCAGCACCCGCCCGAGCUGCUGCGCGAGCACGCCGCCGCCGCCGCAGCUGCCGCCGCCGCUGCUGCCGCCUUCCUCCCGGGCCACGCGCACGGGCCCUAUGCCUACGGACCUUACGGCGCUUGCGGCGGCUACGGCCUCGCACUGCCGCCGUACCACGCGCACUCCGCGCUCUUCGCCUUUCAGCAGCAGCAGCAACAGCAGCCGCCGCAUCCCGCGCAGGCCCCGCCGCAUCCCGCGCCCACACGACACGGAGGCACCCUCAUCCCCGCGCCUUCCCUCAUGCCCGCCACGGCUGAGCUCGCGCGCUCCCGCUUCUACCCGCCUUUGAGCCCGGGUCUCUCGUCGCCCGUUCCGCCAGUGCACACCGCCCCCAAGUCUUCCCCGUUCUCCAUCGAGAGCCUGAUAGGGAGCAGCUUGCAGCCGCAACAACAACGGACUUCCCCUGGGGUCACGGCACCGCCAGUGCCGCUUAUUCCGCAGCAUUCUCCCGGAGGCGCGAGCCGUGCUGCCGCCGUGCUGGACGCCUUCGCCGGCCGGAUGAUCAGCGGCACGAGCGGCUGUUAAAAUUGCAAACUCUUUAUUACAAAAAACAAAAAGACGAAACAAACAGAGACAGAGACACACACAAACGCUCCAUGUGUUUAAGGUAGGAUUAUUUUUGUAUCGUUUUUGUUUAUUUUCUUUUGUUUGUUUUUUAUUAUUUUGUUUUGUUAAACGCAGCUGAAUGAUGGACAUUAACAAGCCUCGUGCCUAUAUUCAAGCUGUGAAAAUAUAAGAUAUAUAUUUAUGUUUUUAACACUUUAGUUCGAGCUACUUUUCAUCCCCAGUUUGAUUCUAAUAAAGUGCAGGGCAUCUCAGGAUAACUGCGAGGGUUCUCUCUCUCUCUCUCUCUCUCUCUCUCUCUCUCUGUUUCUCAAACAAAGUCGAAGUUAAAACUGUCCAAAUUCUCUCAAGAAGUCUCUGAUUUGUGUGCAGGAAGCUCGGCUGUUUUCUGCUCUUGGCGAAGUUAAAGUACCCCCCACCCCCCAGCCCCACCUCUCUCUUUCUCUCUGUUUUAAUUUGUGCUUUGUAAUGAUAAUUCACAAAGAACAUUUCAUCGAGAAUUUUGAUGCAAUGUGUGCUUAUAUCAGUAAUAAAAAAUGUACAUUAUUUGGUACGUUGUAUACUCGGAGUGUGAUAUUUUUACACGGUUUGUUUUACAACAAGAAUAAAUAUUGUUUUACAGAUAA